Bipolaris victoriae FI3 is the source of this 1284-nucleotide messenger RNA. RefSeq lists its product as hypothetical. The transcript is spliced from 2 exons. Bases 1 to 1284 code for a protein of 427 amino acids. Lineage: Eukaryota; Fungi; Ascomycota; Dothideomycetes; Pleosporales; Pleosporaceae. The record is from RefSeq and is a predicted model, not a curated record.
AUGAAAAUAUUCAAACUAGGGCUAGCAAUCUUUCCAAGCAUCGGAUACGGGCAAAGCACCAACAUAUCUACACCUUGCAACGGUGUCCCCAAUCUCGCAUUUCCUGUGAACGCCGCCAAAGGAUGGAGAGCCACAAAGGUUGCGGGAGGUCUGGCACAACCGCGAGGACUCACCUUCGAUGGUGCUGGUAAUCUCCUGGUGGUCCAAAAUGGACUUGGCAUCAGUGCGCAUAGGAUGUUGGCAAAUGGGUGCCUGGAGCCUUCCAAGAUGGUAAUCGCACAGCGGGAUCUCAAUCACGGUAUUGUGUUCAGCCAGGACGGUAAGAUAUUGUAUGCCAGUUCUGCGACCUCGGUCUUUGCUUGGGUAUAUGAUGCAGCGACAAUGAGUGUAUCAGGGAACUCGACGAUUAUGGUAACAGGUAUGGAUACCAAAGGCCACGUCACACGGUCUCUCAGUAUCCCACCGAAAUAUCCAAACCUAUUACUCGUUUCGCAUGGCUCAAACGGCAACAUCGACUAUGGCUCCAUUGAUGUCAAAACCGGGCGCGCUUGUAUCAAAGUCUUCAACAUGACAGCCAUACCUCCCAAUGGCUAUGACUAUGUCAGUUCUGGAACUCAGCUUGGCUACGGCCUUCGUAACGAAGUCGGCCUCGCCUUUGACGCAGCAUCGCACCUCUGGGGCGUUGAAAACUCUGCAGACGAACUGCACCGCACCAUCAACGGUAUCUCGACCGACAUCCACAACGAUAACCCCGCCGACGAGCUGAACUACAUCGGCGACUCAUCCAGGGAAAAUAGGGACUGGUACGGUUAUCCUACCUGCUUCACUGUCUUCUCUCCCUCAACCAUCCCCGGGGGAAACUUUACAGCGGGCGACCAGUUUGUAUUGGAGCCCAAUGCUACCUUCACCGAUACCACAUGCAAAGAGCGCAGUAUAGCUCCUCAAGUUGCGCUACCUGCACAUUCGACACCGCUCGAUGCAAAGUUCAACACAGACUUCUCUGCUCUGUACAUCACUCUUCACGGGAGUUGGAAUCGUGAUCCAGCUGUAGGAUUCAAAGUCAUCCAGGUGCCAUUUGGGCAGGUAAAUGGAAGCUUUGGUCCAACAAGAAAGAGUAACGCUACUAAGGCGUGGGAUGAUGUCUUGUGGAACGAGCGUGUGGAUACGUGUUCCAAGACGAGCUGUUUUCGACCUGUGGGCCUGGCUGUGGAUAGGUUGGGGAGAGUGUAUGUUAGUAGUGACAGUUCGGUGGAAGGCGAGGUUGUUAUGUUGGCAAGGGAGUAA